Haliotis rubra (blacklip abalone) is the source of this 1195-nucleotide messenger RNA. RefSeq names its product dipeptidase 1-like. The record is from RefSeq and is a predicted model, not a curated record. The transcript has 10 exons. Gene Ontology annotation, biological process: proteolysis. Lineage: Eukaryota; Metazoa; Mollusca; Gastropoda; Lepetellida; Haliotidae. Bases 1 to 1155 code for a protein of 384 amino acids. Gene Ontology annotation, molecular function: metallodipeptidase activity.
AUGCCUCCCGACAACAGCAAGGGAGAUUAUUACGAAGUGCAAGCCAAGAAUAUAUUGAAGCGAGUGCCACUUGUGGAUGGACAUAACGAUCUCGGCUGGCACAUCAUAAAGAACUUCAAGGGAGAUCUGGAGAAGGUUGAUCUGAGGAAGGACACCCGGGCACAGUUUCCUGCGGACCCCGAGUUUCUGGCGCAGACAGACAUCCCCCGUAUACGACAGGGACAACUCGGAGCUCAGUACAGGGACAGCGUCUCCUGGGCUCUCUCCACCAUAGACAUCAUCAAGCAGUUCGUCCACAAAUACUCCGACACCUUCCGUUUUGUCACAGCUGUGGAUGAUAUCAUGCCCACUUUCCGUGACGGUAAAGUAGCUUCGAUGAUUGGCUUAGAAGGGGGCGAAAUGAUCGACAGUAACCUGGCCAUACUGCGCAUGUACUAUGACCUUGGAGUGAGAUAUUUGACCUUGACCUGGAGCUGUGACACCCCAUGGGCAGAUUCCUGUAACGAUACACGAUACAACGAUCCCAACCACCAUGGCUUAACAGACUUUGGAAAGAGAGUGGUGCUUGAAAUGAAUCGGCUAGGUAUGAUGGUGGACCUCUCUCACACUGCAGUCGACACCAUGUACGACGCCCUCAACGUGUCAGUCGCCCCUGUCAUCUUCAGCCACUCGUCAUCCCAUCACGUCUGUCCACAUGAGAGGAACGUCCCUGACGAUGUCGCUAAACUCCUGGCUGCCAAUAAUGGCAUUAUCAUGAUUAACGUGUACCCUCGGUUCAUCAACUGCACUAUGGAGAACAAGCAUGGCGAUGACAACAGAACCGCAUCCGUGGCCCAAGUCGCAGAUCAUUAUGACUAUUUCCGCAAGCUGAUAGGCUCCCAGUACCUUGGUAUUGGCUGUGACUUCGACGGGUCGGGGGUGAAUGGAGAGAUGGCCGACGUGUCGAGCUACCCUCUAUUAUUCGCUGAGCUGCUCCGGAGGGGCUGGUCAGAGAGAGAGCUGGAGAAUGUUGCUUUUAGAAACUUCUACAGAGUGUUUAAACAGGUGGAAACGGUGCGUGAUUCCAUGAGAUCUGUGGUACCGGACAGCACACUUCUCGACAGGUCGGCGGUUCCAGACCAAUCCUGUUUAUCCACACUGCCAUAUUGGCCAUAACACGAAGAACUGGUUCAUGAAUAAAGCAAAUACAACAAGC